AUGGAUGCUCGACCGAAUUUUGAGGAUGUUGACGAGCUAUGGCUCCAUCCGGUGGACCUCGACGAGCAGAAUCGUCUCCUCGACGACGUCGAUCGGAUAUCUUUCGAGGAUUCCGAGCGAUUCGAGGAAGAGUCAAGCUCAUGGCAGUCGAUCGAAUCCCUCAACAUAGCACAACAAAAUUGGCGAGGAUGGACUGGAGAUGUGAAUCGCGGAGGAGCUGAGGAAGAAAUCGACAAUCAACCUGGGCCCUCGAAUCGUUUGUUGGCUGUUUCGGGGAGACAUUCAGCCGCCUCGUCGACUCACACGCUCACUCGGCCACACAGUUCACAUCAUCAACGGGGUGCUCAAAUCGGAUCAUUGCGCUCAUUCGCCGCCGAGGCUUGCGCUCAACACCUCUCCUUCGAGAGCAUUCAAGAGAAAUAUCAAACACUUUUCAUGGAAAAUCUGGACAAUCCGAUGUCGAUCUACAAGACAAACAUGUUGCCCGAAGAUUAUUUCAUGGAGAUCGUUCAGUAUUGUUUUCCGAAGAGUGAAGAGGAUGUUCGAUUGUACAGUUGUUUGGCAAACCGAAAUGGAGAUGAGUUCGUGAGCGGGGAGACGCUGCUAAAAGAGAACCUCGUGCACGAUGUACUGCAAAUCGGAUUCCAUCUAUCCGGUCUUGUACGCGGGAAAGCGAUUCUUGAUGAGCAAACGGGUAAAAUGGGAAUCAGUCACAAUAAAGAUGAGCAUCGAGUUUCCGCCAAGAUUGACAGGUGCCGAAUCGUGGAGUUGGAGUGCAGUUGUGACUUGAAAUCCCAAUGGUGCCAACAUGCGGUUGCCUUGUGCCUCUAUCGAAUGCAGAAAAUUGAUCGAGUCGAAUUCCGUCCGCCAUUAAUCGAGGCGAUCUCCGAAAUGAAGGCGGACAAAUUGCGGGUAUUCAUCAGUUAUCUGUUGGACAAAUUGCCCAGACAGUACUUGCCGACAGCCCAAAUCUUGCUCGAUGAGCUGGGAAAAGUCAGCGACGAGGAGAUCAACACGCACACGCUCAUCGAUUCAAGCGUCCCUGCUCAUUGCGAGCGGGCAAUCUGGGUGUUCAACGAAGAUGUGCUUAGGGAAAAUGUACGACGAAGCAUCAACAAAUUCUGCAUCCCGUCACCACAAGUGCAUUGUGACGUCGAGUCAAUGUCCUCUCCACAAACCGCCGUCUCUUUUGAGUUCUCCUCGCUGCACCGAUCUUUCAGAAGUCGUGAACCGGAAGCUCUCUGGAAUCUGUUGUCGAUUGUGCGAGAGAUGUACCGGCGACGGGACGAAAACGCGACAACCCUCUUGCACAUAAUCACCGAGCAAUGUCUGAUGAGUGAGCCGAUGCUCAUUUGGUGGUACAUGGCCAAAUUGGCACAAACUGGAAGAUGGACUUUCCAUGGAUCGGUCAAGAGCGCUAACUCGGUAAUCAACACCACCGCUCGUUUACAAUACAAUUGCUCGACGUUGUUCGACGAGAUCGUCAGAUUGUGGCGAUGCGCGGCGUUGAAUCCACUCCUCACCACACAAGAGAAAAAUGCGUUAACUACUUAUCUCCAAUCAUCACAUCGAAUGGCUUGUGAGAAUAUUUGGAAAGCUUUGCCCAAGUAUCACCCGGAGAACCCAUUUCCACAGCAUCACGCAUUGGUUUGUUGGGUUUGCGACGAGAAAGGAGAGAAAUUGAAACCCGAGGCCGCGCAUUUCUCUCGAGAUUCUUUCCCGGGUUUCUUCUGUGCACUGGAAGCUUGUCAAGUGUCAUGGGACAAUUGUCUCAUCAAUGGAGUCGACGUGUUUCACCAUUUAUCAUCUGAGCACUGUUCCACCUCACUCCCAAUUGAUGGCAUCGAGGAGGCUGAGGAAAAUUUCCCAUCACUUCCAUUUCUUCACAAGAAACGAUCACCCACUUUGCACAGCCCAUUUCCACAAGGACCAUCACCGUUUGGAUCCCAUUUGCAAUCAUACGAUUGUCAUGUCUUUCCCGAGAAAAAGAAGAAAAAGAAGAAGCGACCAUUGGGUGGUGCAAUGGGACGGCGGGGACAUCAAGUAUUUUUGCCCGAAUUCUUCGAUCAUCGCUCUUUAAGAAGGGCGACCAGGGAGGCAGCCAGAAGAGCUGCUCGACUGGUGCAAGCCGGGCAACAGGAUGGCGGAGAUGAAAGCACAGAAAGCGGACAAGAGAGUGAUCUCCCCCAGAAUUUGCCCGCUUUCCAUCCACCCCGGGAUCAAGCCGGAUCGUCUGGGCAAAUUCAUCUUCCUAACAACACUGAAUUCCCGAAUGGGGACAUUGACCUAUUGCUGGCGUCAGCGCACGAAUCGGUCGAGGGUUUGGAGUUGAAAUUUGCUCGCUGUGAAGCUCUCCACGUUCAUGGGUAUGAGAAAGAAGGUUUCGCGAGCGCUUUGGAGUUGAUGCAAUUCCUUCGAGCGUCUCCACCGGAUCUAUCGCUUCCAUCGUCACUCAUCAAUCAUUUGGUGAAACAGAGUGAACGAGGGAAAAGAAUGGAUGAAUCGAGUAAUUGGGACAUCAAGAAAUGGAAAAAACCGAUCAGAAAUGGAAGAAACGAGAUGAUUUUGAAUCAACUGAUCUCUCCAUUGGUAACCGAUGCAAAACUACUGGCCACCUCUGAGAGGACAAUAAAGACUUUCGAAAGAGCCGCUUUCCUGGCAAAGAUCUUCGUGAGCGAUUCCUCGUUGCAUUCAAAGUUGUUCAAUUUUCUGCUUUUCGUGCUCGAACUUCCGCAGACGCCGAUGGCGAACAAGUAUCUUCAAGUGAAAUUGUUUCAUUUGGAGGCCUAUCUUCUAUCAGUGCUUCGCGGAAUCGAGAUCACCCAAUGCGAGCUGGGAAUGGUGAGAGAAAGAGCGGCCAAAUUGUGCAAUCGAAUCUCCCGGCCGUCACUCUUCUCUCCAUCAAUUGCUUUAUGCCAUUUCAUCUUCGAUUCACUCUCUUAUACGACAAACAUGUACCCAAAUGGGAAUCAUAGCCCGGCGUCGAGUGCAGCUAAGAAUAUCGGCAGAUUGCCGACAGAUGACGUCAUUUCGUUGAAGAUUGCUUUGGAUGCGCUGGGAAGCAGACAGAUCUUCUCGGAAGACGAUUGUCCAAUGUUGACGGAGACAGUGCGACGACAAAAGGGUUGUCUAGCAUCGACUUUAAUGAUUGGUUACAAAGACUCAAACGAGAUGCUCGGACAUGUGUUGGAUCGACUGCUCGACCCGAGAAUGCAUUUGAUGUACAAUGAGAUGAGACAUCAAUCGAAUGCUUGUUAUUUCCUCGAACAAGAUCCAUCCUACAAGAAAUAUUGUCAAAAGGGAGCUCGUCCACAUUAUCCAUAUCGGCCCGAAGAAUUGGAGAUCCUUGUCGCAGAGACAACUCAAGCAGCCUCGGCACCGGCUUUUGUGUCAAGAUCGGCGUCGUGCCAAUCCGCGGAGUCGACAGGCGAACUCCCAUCGGGAUCCGAGGGACCCGAGGGACAAAGUGCCGAUGAUGAAACAGAGCAAAUGACCCGUGGAUUGUCGAAUUUGAGUGCUCUUCCAUCAAAUCUCACCCAAUCGACUGUCGAAAGACAAAGCGAACAAUCCACAUCGGAAAGCACCGAUCGAAAUAGUCCACAAGCGUCAACAUGCUCUUCAACGGCUCCUCCGUCAGUUGGCAGAUCCUCCGUCAGUUCACUUUGUGCUGAGCCGAUAGACACCGAUGAUUCGGCUUGCAUUUCUAUGGAGUUAUUCAAAAAAAGAUCUAAAUGGAAUGCUCUUUACGCGUAUGGAAGUGAGCGACCAAGUGAGGCGGUUGGUCACCAUUACCUGGAGUUUGCGAAGAAAAUCAUGGCCGAAGCUGGCGGACCACAGGCGCAAUCACGAGAACACUGGAAUAAUCAACCGAAUCCGAACGUUCAGCAACAAGGCGUUAAUCGAAAGCUUCAAAUAGCCGCUUUCCUCAUCGGUCUUUAUGCGUUGGGAUUGAACAAUCUGGUGAAUAGCACAUGGCCGACCAGGACUUACAGUCAACAUGUGUCGUGGUUGAAGACGCAAAUUGAUGAAAUCGGUGGAGCAGCCAUUGAGAUCUUGCGAAGCACGUGGAGGAAACAUUUGGUUCCGGGAGAAGUGGCUGACAUCAUUUUGCAGCCGGGAUACAGCCGAGACGCGGCUACGGUGACUCAGGCAGCUCAUCUUGCCGUGGACGCCCUUCACUCUGCAGACGCGAUUUCCACUCAGAAUUGUACCCAAUUAUUGCUCCACUGCAAGGAGCAAAGCCCGGCUCUACUUGAACAAGCGUGUAGAGCAAUUGAAAAGGCUUCUGGAACGGGCGACGGAGUGGCGCCAGAGAUUCUCUUCAUUGUCGCCAAAUAUUGGCACGAGUUGUACAAGGAGAAUGAUGCUGCAAGCGCGGCAAGCACUUCUCAGCAACAACCACAGCAACAGUUACCACCAUCACCACAAAUAGUCGCCCCUCAAAUGAUGCCUCAACAAUUCCACCAACGACCGCCACAACGACAACCACAUUUCCACUCAUCGCAUAUGAACUACAUGCGACCAAACGCUUACGAUCCUCAACUGCCAUUCGGAUUCCAUCCCUCAAUGCCCCCACCCGCUCCUCCACAACAACAUUUCAUGGGUCAAGGCACGCCUCAUCACUCACCCAGACCGCACACAAUGUACCUCCAUCCACAACAAUUUCAGCCAUACCCAAUGAUGAUGGUGCCAAAUGGCGGUGUUGAUCCAUCUGUGAGAGGGCCGCCUCCAUCCAUCCAUCAGAGUCAUUCGGCUCCAUCACUUCUGCCCGGUCAAAUCCCUCAACAAAACGAUCCAUCGAUUCAUCCGAUCUCUCAGCAAUUCAUCCCCUACUCGUCACAUCAUUAUAAUAUGCCAAGCGAGGUGGUGUUUGAGAAAUUGCUGCUCGCCUACAAUGUGGGCAUGAAAGCGUUGGAGACAAUGGGGAAAAGGGAACAAGAUGAUCGACAGUAUAUGAAAUAUUCUGAGAACCCGGGCAUGAAAGAGGAUAUCAUGUGGCUGCAUCGAGUGGCUUCCGAUUUGGAUCAAUUCAUUCGUUCACAACAACCCGCUGCUUAUUCCAUUGAUUUCUAUCGGAUGGCUAUUCAAUGUGUGGCCUCUCCAUUUAUCCUCUUCGAAUUGGCCGAAAGGAGUACAGAAUUACGCGGUUUGAUGGGUGGAGCUCAAUCGGGUCUCAUCUACCCACCAAGAUCCAUCCAUCCCAUCAAUCACAACAGAGUCAAAUACGUGAAUCCACCCGGAUCGAUUCGGCAAGCUUUCAACUCAAUCGGUUUCCCGUUUGUGAUCGGUGAAUUGAUCGAGGAAGCGCUGGAGGCCUUCUAUACAGCACUCGCAUGCAAGGUCACCCAUCCAAGAUUGGGUGCUUCCGAGAAAAAUGAUGCAAACAACUUGGUGUUAAAGGCGGCGAAGUGUAUCCAAUGGAUUCCCGUGCAACCACUACGACAACAGAACCACGAGGCUUUUGUGCGUCACAUCAUGGCGUCAAUCAAAUCUCGGGACAAAGAGCUCCGGAACGAGUUGCUCCAAGCAAUGAACACGCAAUUCAGC
Messenger RNA from Mesorhabditis belari, 5547 nucleotides. NCBI's taxonomy places the organism in Eukaryota, Metazoa, Nematoda, Chromadorea, Rhabditida, Rhabditidae. The record is from the annotation of a GenBank genome assembly.